GUGUGGGGAUCUUCAAUGCCGAGGACUUCUUGUCGCGUGCUCAGAUGAACGACAAAAUCAACAACAUCUUGCGCUCGCCCACCAAGCCGACCAACGGGGUGCGCCAGCGCUCCGUCUACACCAACAACCCAUCGCCGCAGGCAAGCUUGCGUGUCGGCAUGACUGGGGGGCAGCUGUCCCAACGCAUGAGCAACAUCUCGCUGUCCUCCGGCACGGACUCCGUGGGCCACAUGGAUCGCGGCAGCAGCUCCAGUCUCGCUAGCAGCGCCACCGUUGGCACCAACACCAUCACCAGCGGCAUUUCCAAGGAGUGCGCCAAUUACCCCGUCGGCAGUCAGUCGGCCCGUUCAUACGUCCAACUUCCGGGCAUACACAUUUCCAACCCUCUCCAGUACGGGCCAGAGAAUAUGCAGGAAAUAGACGCUGGCAAAAUGGCGCACAACGGCAAGGCACUCACAGGGCGCUACAAUGCCACGCCCACCUAUGGCUUCGACAACGAGCAGAACUACUGCCUGUUGCCGUCUCCAAUGCCCCUCCACCAUACGCCUUGGCACGCGUGAGCAGCACACGCAACUUCGAGCUCGAGAAC
Drosophila miranda is the source of this 589-nucleotide messenger RNA. RefSeq lists its product as uncharacterized. The record is from RefSeq and is a predicted model, not a curated record. The transcript is spliced from 3 exons. Bases 45 to 560 code for a protein of 171 amino acids. NCBI's taxonomy places the organism in Eukaryota, Metazoa, Arthropoda, Insecta, Diptera, Drosophilidae.